Clunio marinus is the source of this 3576-nucleotide messenger RNA. NCBI's taxonomy places the organism in Eukaryota, Metazoa, Arthropoda, Insecta, Diptera, Chironomidae. The record is from the annotation of a GenBank genome assembly.
AUGAAUGCAAUCGAUUUAAAUGAAGGAAUUGACAAUCUUAGUGAAAUGCGACACAUCGUUAUUGUGUUUAGCAACUUCGUCGUGCCUUACAAAACUCCAAAUGAAUUUGUAGUAAUAGUCGACAAUAUAUUCAAGAAACUCAGCGAGAUAGUCAUUAAUUACGAAGGAAUUGUUAACAAAGUUAUCCUUUUUGACAAGGAUAUGAUGUUUCUCGUAAUUUUCGGACUUCGAGGACUUAAGCAUGAAGUAGAAGCAAGAAUUGGGCUUAGCUGUGCUUCAGAAUUUCAUAAAACAUUUAAAUCAUGGCCGGAAAUAAAAUCAGUUUCAAUUAGUGUUACUUCAGGGAUGACUUAUUGUGGUGUUGUUGGUCAUGCAUUACGAAGAGAAUAUACAGUCAUAAGUUUGACUGUAAACAAGGCAGCUCGAUUAAUGAUUGCCUAUCCAGCUAUUAUAAGUUGUGACCAAGAAACUGUUCUUCUAAGUCGAAUGCCUUUGCAUAACUUCAAAAUUCUAGAGAAGAAAUAUAUGAAAGGAUUGGAUAGCAAUAUAAUCGCUUAUCAAUUCAAUGAAAUCUUUGAUGAUGCUGAAAAUGGUCAUAUUCCAGUAAAAUAUAAUUUUCCACUUCUUGGUAGGGAUGAAUUACUUGAAUUGGCAGCAAAUCUCUUACGUCUAGCAAUUUCACUUCACAACCAAAGAAAUGUAACAGAUUUAGAUAUUUUGCAUAAUUGUCUGAUUAUUGAAGGAGAUCCACAACAAGGAAAGACCAGAAGUUUGAAUCUGUUGGAUGAAGUUGAAAUUGAUAAAGCAAGAAGAGAAAUUUUUAAGGUUCUCUGUGUUCAAACAUUUAAAGAAUUUUCAGUCAUUUUUAUCGAUAGCAUCGAUUUCAUUGAUGUGGAAUCUUUCGCAUUGAUUGAAUGUUUGCUGACUAUCAAAUCAAUCUUCGUGUUUGCCACGAUGGGUCAUCAGAAACGAUUGAGUGGCGAACAAAGAAAAUUUCUUUGUGAAACGAAUAUUAUGCAUUAUCGAUUGAAGCCACUAGAUACAGCUAUACAAAAUCAGCUGGCAUGUCUUUAUUUUCAAGUGUCUGCUCUAUCAUUUGAACUCGAAAACUAUUUUCGUAAGAAUAGUAAUGGGAAUCCAGGAUGGAUUGAAAAGUGCUCAAAAUCAUUAGUACAAAAUAACCAAAUACAUAUUGAAAGCAUGACUCUAGCUGAAGUUCAUCAGAAGGGUUUCUUUUAUUAUGAAGAACAUGCUGAAUUAAAAAGUUCUCAUGAAAAAGAUUCAAUUCAAUUUGAAAGGAAUUUCCUUGAUAAAUGUUAUAGCAAUAGAAUGGAGAACGAAAACUUGAAAAAUUCUAUUGUGAAAGUUGCUAUGCUACUGGAAAGUCUUUUAUCUCCAAAUGAAUUCUCGUUGAGCACAAAAUAUGAAAAUGAUUUGAUGAUUUUCGAUUCUUUAUUGCCAUAUGAGCAAGUCGUAUGUAAAUGUGCAGCUGCUAUAGGAACACAAUUUAAGCGGGAAAUGUUGCAUUACGUACUAUCAAGUAGCACAUCGAGAAUGAUCGGAAAAUCAAUCACGAAACUUUUUGAGCUUCAUAUUUUUUCGUGUGCUUCAUCUUUCAUUGAUUGUCAUACAAACAUAAUUGAUGAGAAUGAAUCAAUUAAAAGAAUCAAUUGUAAUUGUGACAACACAACCAUUUUUCGUUCAUGUCGAGAUCUUCCAAACUAUGCAAGUUGCAAAGCUUUAAAAUUUCAACGAGAAGAUUUCCAAAAUGUUGUUUAUCAAUCUUUAACUGAAAAGCAACGAAUGGAUUUUCACAAAAAAUCUUUGAUUUUUCUACAUUUAGAAACAAAAAGAUGUUCUGCUUGUGGCAGUGGAAAAUUUUCAGAACUUCAAAUUGAAAAUUUUGAUUUUCAAUUCCAUGAUGGAGUUCAAUUGAUUGAUGACACUUCAAUAGAUAGAAUGAUGAAUUAUUUUAAUUCUAUCCAAAUACCUGUGACAAAUUUAAAUAUUAAUAAAUCAAUAUUUAGGAAUUUUCCAAAAUUUCAUAAGAAUGAAGUCAAAGUUCGUCCAAUUCUAUUGAAUUUCUUAGAAUAUGAUUUUCGAUCGUGCAAUUGCAAUCAAAUUCUUUACUCAACUUAUAACAAUCUCUUAAGACAUUGUCACUCAAAUGAUACUAAGCUGAAACUCAUUGAGUUCAAAAUCAGACUUGCAAGUUUGUGCAUUGAUUCUUGUAAUGUUCCACAUGCUAAAAUUUUAUUAGUGGAAGCAACAAAUUUAAUAAAAAUUUAUCAACAAGGAAAAGAUUCUCUCUAUGAAGUUUAUCUUAACUCAAAAGCUACAAUGUUACAAGGAAAAUGUGCUUUGAAGAUGAUGCAGCCAGACAAAGGAAUUGAAAAUAUUAUCGCAGCUUGCAAAUUACUUAAAAUCAGCUUUCCACUCUCAUUUGGCUUGAAAGAAAAGAUUAAGCUCAAGAUUCUUAUAAGAAACAUUAAAAAAUAUUUAAACGUCACUGAGCCUCAAAAUUGUUCUGCACUCAAGGAACUUAUAACAAUUCAAUCGUCGGAAAUCUUGAAAUGUAUUUUCGAAUUUCUCUUUGAACGAAAGCAAUAUGACCUUGCAAAAUUGGCUGCUUUUUGGAGCUUGGAAAAGAUUUUAAAGCUGAAAAAAAUUGCAAGAAAUGAAUUGCGACUGGCAAUGGAAGUUGGAAAGAUUGCAUUAAAUAUUUGCCUCCGAAGCCAAUCACCAUGUCUUCAAAACAAAAUCGUUCCUCCAUUGUAUCUUAUAAUGAUGAGUCUGAAACGAUUUGAUGAAGCGUUGUUAUUGCUCGAAGAGUUUCUGAGAAAUGUUAAAAUGUUGAACGAUAAAAACGGACUCACUUGGUAUCAUGCGUUGUGUUUAGACAUGCUUUUGGAUACUGGUUUCACAAUCAUCACUUAUGAUUCAUGCAACGAGUUUUACAUCAACGAAAUGACAAGCAUAGAUAAGAUUACUUCAACUGAAUCUCGUGCUCGAUUUUUUGGAAAUCUUUUACUGUAUUCUGUCAGACAAAAAGCUUUUGAAAAAGCACAAACAUGGAUGGGGAAACUUCAAUUAUGUUUUUUUCUUGAACCUUAUGGCUUCUUUAAUGAUUCUUUCACGAGCCUUAGAAUAAUGGAAUCUUUUACACUCUGCUUAGUGCAUGCAAAGGAGCACAACCUCACAAAGAUUUCAUAUUAUGAGACAGAGCUUUUAUCAAUGGCAGCAAGUAUGAAGAAUGCUUUUAAAAAAUGUUGGUGCUUCAAAGAGCGUUUCAAAUUACAGAAAGUUUAUUUGGAACUGACAAAUGAAAAUUCAGAGAGAAAUUUGGAUAAACUUGAAAACAUUCUGAAAUUAGCAUUGAAUAAUAAAAACUUUUUGUCCUAUGAUAUCAUCAAACAUAAUCAAAGAUUUUGGACAUUCAAUUUGCCACCAAAACUGCAAACAUUUUGGAUUGACAACAGCACAUCAGAGAAAGCCCUUUACUUGUCAAACUAUCCGCACAAUAGCCACAUAUUUCCAUUCUCACUCUCAAUUUCAGAGUCUGGAAAGUCCGCAUAA